Ceraceosorus bombacis is the source of this 1223-nucleotide messenger RNA. NCBI's taxonomy places the organism in Eukaryota, Fungi, Basidiomycota, Exobasidiomycetes, Ceraceosorales, Ceraceosoraceae. The record is from the annotation of a GenBank genome assembly.
AUGAAGACGCACGCUUUCAGGUUCGACAGGGUUUUCCAACCGAGCGCGACGCAGUCGGACGUGUUUGAAGAGGUGGCGCAUCUGACGCAGAGCGUGCUGGAUGGUUACAAUACCUGCAUCUUUGCCUAUGGUCAGACUGGAUCUGGCAAGACCCAUUCGCUCGAAGGAAGCGCCAAUCUGCACUUGGGCGCCGCCGCUGUUCCAACGCAGGAUCCCGAGGCUGGUCUGAUUCCCAGAGCCGUGCAGAUGCUGUGGUCCACUGCCGAGCAUCUGCGCGCCAAGGGAUGGCGGUACGAGUUCGAAGGCCAGAUGCUCGAGAUUGUGAGUGCGGGCGCGCGCGCGCGCGCGCCAGGGGCGUGGCUGGCAGGCAGGCAGACGCGGUCGGGUGUGUUGACGCAAAGUCAUACAAUGCGACCGCUUCGUCUGUGAUUCACUUUUCUCCCGCAGUACAAUGACGAGAUCAACGAUCUCUUGGGCAAGCACGAAUUGUCGGGCAGCAGCAGCGGCGGCAGUCGGAACGAAAUGAAGCACGAGAUCAAGCAUGAAAAGAUGCGCACGUUCGUGUCCGACACUAUCGUCGUUCCUUUAGAGUCGCCGAGUCAAGUCUUUAGUCUAUUGGCCAAAGCCAAAAGUCGAAGGCAGACGGCAGCUACGCUGAUGAAUGAACGAUCCUCUCGAUCUCACUGCGUCUUCAUCUUGCGCGUAAAGGGCGCGAAUGCGCUCACGGGCGAGAGCUGCGAUGCUACUCUAUCCCUCGUCGACCUGGCGGGUUCGGAAAGGGUCAAUGCGAGCGGGUCGGACAAGGAUCCGGUACGCUUCACGGAGACGAAGAGCAUCAACAAGUCGCUGUCCAGCUUGAACGAUGGUGAGUAGCGCUGUGUGCCUCAUAGCUCUCGCUGUAUGCAAGCCGGGCCCUUUACUACCAUAUAGUCAUGGCCCAUGUGCUGACGAUUUCUUUUUUUUUGGCUUUGGAUGGGGGCUAUUCGCAAAAAGUCAUCACGGCGCUUGGGAAUGCAAAGACGGGCGGACACGUACCCUAUCGCAACUCUACGCUCACUUGGUUGCUCAAGAAUUCCCUCGGAGGCAAUUCCAAAACGCUCAUGCUGCUCGCCAUCAGCCCCAUGGCAGAGCACCUCAACGAGACGAUCAACUCGCUCAGGUUCGCUUCAAAGGUGAACUCUACCGUCAUUGGAACGGCUAGGCGUGUGCGGGCUAGCGAGUAG